GACAAAAAAAUGAGUGAAUAUAAGUACAUGUGCGGCUUUGGUUCUCAUUUUUCUUCGGAAGAUCCACGUUGUCCAAAUGCCUUGCCCGAAGGACAAAAUACACCACAAAAAUGUCCCUACGGAUUGUAUGCCGAACAACUGUCGGGUACUGCGUUUACAGCACCACGUAAAGAAAAUGCUCGUACAUGGUUCUAUCGUAUCAAUCCCAGUGCAAAACAUUUACCAUUCCAGUCAUACGAAAAGGAAGGUGGCAAAUAUUUAACACACAACUGGGAUGAACAGAAACCCAAUCCCAAUCAGAUGCGCUGGAAGCCAUUCGAUAUGCCCGCACCAAAUGAAAAAGUGAACUUUGUUCAAGGUCUACACACAGUGUGUGGUGCUGGUGAUGCCCGCAGUCGCCAUGGUCUGGCCGUACAUGUUUACAUGUGCAAUGUGUCCAUGGAGAAUAUGGCAUUUUACAAUAGUGAUGGUGACUUUUUAAUUGUUCCCCAGGAAGGUGUUUUGGAUAUUACCACCGAAUUUGGUAAAAUGAAAGUGGCGCCCAAUGAAAUCUGUGUAAUACCACAAGGUAUUCGCUAUGCUGUGAAUGUUUCGGGAACCACAAGAGGUUACAUAUUGGAGGUAUAUGACAAUCAUUUCCAUUUGCCGGAUUUGGGCCCAAUCGGCGCCAAUGGCUUGGCCAAUCCUAGAGAUUUCCAAACCCCUGUGGCCUGGUUCGAAGAUCGCCAGGUUAAAGAUUUCUCUGUUGUAUCCAAAUUCCAAGGCCACUUAUUUGUGGCCAAACAGCAGCAUUCCUGUUUCGAUGUUGUGGCCUGGCAUGGCAACUAUGUGCCCUACAAAUAUGAUCUGUCCAAAUUCAAUGUAAUUAAUUCCGUUAGCUUUGACCACUGUGAUCCUAGCAUUUUCACAGUUUUGACCUGCCCCAGUUCGAAAUAUGGCACAGCUAUUGCUGAUUUUGUUAUAUUCCCUCCCAGGUGGUCGGUGCAGGAGCAUACAUUCCGGCCACCAUAUUAUCAUCGCAAUUGCAUGAGUGAAUUUAUGGGUUUGAUUUUGGGCCGCUAUGAAGCCAAGGAGGAAGGUUUUAUGCCUGGCGGUGCCACCUUGCACUCGAUGAUGACUCCACAUGGUCCCGAUGCCAAAUGCUUUGAGGGAGCCUCAAAUGCCAAAUUGGCACCUGAACGUGUGGCCGAAGGAACCCAAGCCUUCAUGUUCGAAUCGUCCUUGAGCAUGGCCGUAACCAAAUGGGGUGAAGAGACAUGUCAAAAAUUGGAUGCCAAAUAUUAUGAAUGUUGGCAGGCAUUGAAAAAUAAUUUUAAAUUGGAAUAAAUUAUUAGGC
Messenger RNA from Musca vetustissima, 1336 nucleotides. It is a transcript of the gene hgo, whose product is annotated as homogentisate 1,2-dioxygenase. The coding region runs from base 10 to 1326 and encodes 438 amino acids. The transcript has 8 exons. Gene Ontology annotation, biological process: L-phenylalanine catabolic process. Gene Ontology annotation, molecular function: homogentisate 1,2-dioxygenase activity. NCBI's taxonomy places the organism in Eukaryota, Metazoa, Arthropoda, Insecta, Diptera, Muscidae. Gene Ontology annotation, cellular component: cytoplasm. The record is from RefSeq and is a predicted model, not a curated record.